AUGGCCUCUUUGGAGACAAAUGGCAAUAGAGUCCAGGCCAAUGACGCUGUUCCAAAAACAGGCAUCAAAGUAAUCAUUGUCGGUGCAGGUUUUGGUGGCCUGUCCACGGCCAUAGAAUGCAUCCGUCAUGGCCACACACCUGUAAUCUACGAGUCUUUCCCCUCUCUCAAGGUUCUUGGCGACAUCAUUACUUUCGGACCUAAUGGGGGUCGCAUCUUCGCACGCUGGAACGACGGUCGCGUUGCGCGUGAAAUGCGCAAGGUCUCCAUCGACUUGACUAAUUAUGGUUUCAACAUUCACAAGUGGGAUACCGGAGAGAUAGUAGUCAAUCAAAAGACGCCACCGCGCAAUGAAGAGGUGCCGAACUUCAACGGGCAUAGGGGUGAGCUUCAUGAAAUUGUUUUUGAAUAUGCAAAAGAGAUUGGUGUAGAAAUCAACUUGGGACAAAAGAUCGAGCAUUACUGGGAGGAUGAGAAGGAAGCAGGCGUUGUGCUCGCGGAUGGAACGAGAGUGGCUGGCGACGUUGUAGUGGCAAGUGAUGGUGUCAGAAGCAAAGCCAGAACACUAGUGCUCGGAUAUGAGGACAAACCAAAGAGUAGUGGGUAUGCGGUUUGGAGAGCAUGGUUCUCGAACAAAGACAUGAUUGCGGAUCCGGAGACUAAGCAGUUUUGUGAGAAUGGUGAUACAUUCAAUGGCUGGAUUGGACCAGAUGUACACUUUCUUUUCAGUACAAUAAAGAAUGGCUCGGACUGCUGCUGGGUUUUGACCCACCGCGAUUCGCAUGACAUCAAGGAGUCCUGGUCAUUCCCUGGCUAUCUCAAAGACGUGCGCAAGGUCCUUGAAGGCUGGGAUCCUAUGUGCUGGAAAAUCGUUUCUAAGACGCCGGAAGAGAAACUGGUAGAUUGGAAGCUUGUUUACCGGGAUCCGCUGCCCAACUGGGUCUCUGGAUACGGAUCUGCACCCGGUCAUGGUCGCAUAUGUCUACUAGGAGACGCCGCUCACCCAUUUUUGCCGACGAGCGCACAAGGCGCAACUCAGGCGUUGGAAGACAGUGUUACGCUGGCAGUGUUGCUGAGGAAGGCAGGUAAAGGGAAUGUGAAAGGAGCGUUGAGAGCAUACCAAGAUGUACGGUACGAACGUGUGAAAGCGGUGCAGAAGACUGGGGAGACUACUAGGGAUAUGUGGCACAAGACGGAUUGGGAGAAGGUGAAGAAAGACCCUACUAUCAUACAGUUCCCAAGAGAGGAUUGGGUAUUCCUGCAUGAUGCGCAGAAGCAUGCGGAAGAAGUAGGAGAUGAGGCGAUCAAGAAGGCUACGAGCGUGGCCACGUAG
Molecule: messenger RNA, 1332 nt
Organism: Bipolaris zeicola 26-R-13
Lineage: Eukaryota; Fungi; Ascomycota; Dothideomycetes; Pleosporales; Pleosporaceae
Exons: 3
Coding region: 1-1332 (443 amino acids)
Biological process (GO): secondary metabolite biosynthetic process
Molecular function (GO): FAD binding; monooxygenase activity
Source: RefSeq, a predicted model, not a curated record